UCUCUCUAAAACCCUAGAAUUCCAUCUCCAUUUUCUCCUCGUCACUCUUUUUCUCUUCGUCUGACACACGUUUCUCUCUCUCUCUCUCUCUCUCUCUCUCUCUCUCUCUGCGGAGAAGAAGAAGAAGAAGAAGAAGACGCGAGGGAGGAAGAAGAAGGAAUAAUGGGUUCAUCCCUUCCGCCAAAAGAAUCGAAUCUCUUCAAGCUCAUUGUGAAAUCUUAUGAAACCAAGCAAUAUAAGAAGGGCCUGAAGGCUGCAGAUGCGAUACUGAAAAAGUUUCCGGAUCAUGGAGAGACCUUAUCGAUGAAGGGAUUAACUUUAAAUUGUAUGGAUCGUAAGACUGAAGCAUAUGAGCUUGUGAGACGUGGGCUUAAGAAUGACCUGAAAAGUCAUGUGUGCUGGCAUGUUUAUGGCCUUCUUUAUCGGUCAGAUAGGGAAUAUCGGGAAGCAAUCAAAUGUUACCGUAACGCUUUGAGGAUUGACCCGGACAAUAUUGAGAUUUUACGAGAUUUAUCACUUCUACAGGCACAAAUGCGGGACUUGGCAGGGUUUGUGGAGACAAGACAGCAACUUCUAUCGUUAAAGCCUAAUCAUCGCAUGAACUGGAUAGGUUUUGCAGUUGCACACCAUUUAAAUUCAAAUCCUUCAAAAGCAGUUGAAAUUCUAGAAGCAUAUGAAGGUACACUUGAAGAUGAUUAUCCUCCUGACAAUGAGCGCUAUGAACAUGGAGAAAUGCUUUUGUACAAGGUUUCCCUUUUGGAAGAAUGUGGGUUUUAUGAUAGAGCAUUGGAUGAGCUUCAUAAAAAGGAGGCAAAGAUUGUAGAUAAAUUGGCAUACAGAGAACAGCUUGUUUCCUUAUUGGUGAAGGCUGGUCAAUUGGAAGAGGCAGAAAAGAUUUAUAGAGCUUUGCUCGCCAUGAAUCCAGAUAAUUACCGAUACUAUGAAGGUCUGCAGAAGUGUUUAGGUCUGUAUUCUGAAAGUGGUGGAUAUUCACCAGAUGAAGCUGACCGAUUAAACAACUUAUACAAAUCUCUAAAAGUGCAGUUUAGUUGGUCAUCAGCAGUGAAGCGUAUACCUUUAGAUUACCUAAAUGGUGAAAUGUUUCGGGAGGCUGCAGACAACUAUAUAAGGCCAUUUCUAACCAAGGGUGUUCCUUCUUUGUUCUCCGAUCUUCGUCCACUGUACAAUUGCCCAGAAAAGGUCAAAAUUUUGGAAAAGUUGUUUCUUGAGCUGGAAGCUUCUGUAGGCACAACAGGGCAAUUUCCUGGAAGUGCACAGAAGGAGCCCCCUUCAACUUUUAUGUGGACUUUGUUUUUGUUGGCUCAGCAUUAUGACAGACAAGGGCAGUAUGAUACUGCUUUGGCAAAAAUUGAUCAGGCUAUUGCUCACACCCCAACUGUAAUUGACUUGUACACUGUCAAGGGCAGAAUCUUGAAACAUGCUGGUGAUUUAGCUGCAGCAUCUGCACUGGCAGAUGAAGCACGUUCAAUGGAUCUGGCAGAUCGUUUCAUAAACAGUGAAUGUGUUAAGCGGAUGCUCCAGGCUGAUCAGGUGGGUUUAGCAGAGAAGACUGCAGUAUUGUUCACUAAGGAUGGGGAUCAGCACAAUAACCUGUAUGACAUGCAGUGCAUGUGGUAUGAACUGGCUUCAGGAGAAAGCUACUUUCGGCAGAGUGACCUGGGACGGGCUUUAAAGAAAUUUUUGGCUGUUGAGAAGCACUAUGCAGAUAUGACAGAGGACCAAUUUGACUUUCAUUCUUAUUGCUUGAGGAAAAUGACAUUGCGAUCUUAUGUGGAAAUGUUGAGGUUUCAGGAUCGUUUGCAUUCUCAUUCCUACUUCCAUAAAGCAGCAGUGGGGGCUAUUAGAUGUUAUAUGAAGUUGUAUGAUUCUCCGGCUAAAUUGGUGAAUGAAGAUCAAGAUGAGAUGUCAAAACUGCCUCCUUCUCAGAAGAAGAAAUUGAAGCAGAAACAGAGGAAGGCUGAAGCUCGUGCUAAGAGGGAAGCAGAGGAGAAGAAUGAGGAGGAGUCAAGUGCGGCAGGUGUAUCCAAAAAUACUAAGCGACAACAUGCGAAGCCAGUGGAUCCUGAUCCUCAUGGAGAGAAACUCUUGCAGGUUGAAGACCUUCUAGCAGAAGCUACUAAGUAUUUGAAGUUGCUUCAAAAGAACUCAUCAGCGUCUGUGGAAACACAUGUUCUUUCUUUUGAAUUGAACAUGAGGAAGCAUAAGAUUUUACUAGCAUUUCAGGCUGUGAAGCAACUGCUUAAACUAGAUCCUGAUAGCCCAGAUACUCACCGUUGCUUGAUAUUGUUUUUUCAUAAAUUCGAUGGGUUUUCAUCACCAGUGACAGACUCUGAGAAACUUGUAUGGAGUGUAUUAGAAGCAGAACGGCCUACACUAAGAGGCUUGCAGAACACAUCUUCUCUUGUUGAAGCAAACAAAUCUUUCCUUGAUGCUCACAAGGAUUCUUUGAUGCAUAGAGCUGUCGCAGCUGAGAUGUUGUUUGUCCUAGACCCUGAAAGGAAACUUGAGGCUAUUAAGCUUGUGGAAGAAUCGUUCAUGUGUGGUCCAAUAUCUAGUCCUAGUGGACCCAGUGUGGGAUGGAAACUUAAAGAUUGUAUUGCUGUGCACCAAUUGCUGGGAACAGUUUUUGCUGAUCCUGAUGCUGCUUCUAGGUGGAGUACUAGGUGUGCGGAGCACUUUCCCUACUCGACAUACUUCAAAGGAGUCUGCAGUUCUGCUGUAGUGAAGCCAGUUGAUGGUAACUUAAACAAUGCACCAGAGAAUGGAGGUAUGGAGCACUGUGGUGCCAGUGUUCGAGAUUCCCAUUCUCUAAAUGGGAACAUCAGUUCCCUGAAGGCUUUGAAUAUCCAGUAGGAGAAGCUCAUUCGAGGUCCAUCUUUUAAUUCUCAAGGCAUAUUCAGAAAUUUGAACCCCGGAAAGUAACUGCACAGAUUUGGGGAGCCAGCUGGCACUCGGUACAUUGAAUUCUCCAGAGAGAUUUUGAAGCAGCAGUUUCUUCAUGCUUCAUCGAGAAGAGCUUUGGCACAUUGAUUUCCAAUAUAUAUAGGUAAGUCAAGGUCCCUGCGUUAUUCUUAUUUGACUUUGUAAUCUUGUGGAAUUUAUUCCAUUGAGUCACACCUUGAGGAAGGGGCAAAUGAUGUUUUGGAUGUGUAUAAUUAGUUUCUUAUAUUUUGUCAAAUUUUGUUUGUAUUUUCCAGUUGAUUUAUUCGUAGUGUUCUAUAAAGAAACAGUGGACCUUCCCAUGGUUGAAGAAUAACCUGAAGAAAUUUUGGAGAAAUGACUCCAACUUAGUGCUUUUUUUGUAAGCUGCCAGAAAGCAAUUUGGUUGCUUGCUGCCA
Molecule: messenger RNA, 3359 nt
Organism: Nymphaea colorata (pocket water lily)
Lineage: Eukaryota; Viridiplantae; Streptophyta; Magnoliopsida; Nymphaeales; Nymphaeaceae
Product: N-terminal acetyltransferase A complex auxiliary subunit NAA15
Exons: 26
Coding region: 163-2874 (903 amino acids)
Biological process (GO): N-terminal peptidyl-methionine acetylation
Cellular component (GO): cytoplasm
Molecular function (GO): protein-N-terminal amino-acid acetyltransferase activity; protein binding
Source: RefSeq, a predicted model, not a curated record